AGGGUUACCUGGUUUCGAGGCCGGUUAGCAGUUUUAGGGGUUCUGUAAUGAAUUGAUCCGUUCCAUGGCGAGGCUUCUUUGAUCGUUGUAGGAUUCGGAAGGGAGUGAUUCCCAUACUGCUUCGUUUGGAAUUUCUCUGAUUUCCAUAAGGAGCUUAGAAGGGGUUGCAGGGAUGAACUGUGAAGUAUCUCCUGAAGCUGACAAGAAGAAUUCCCCCGAGGCACCUCCAUUUCCUAAUUUUAUGACUUAUGGUUAUUAUCGAAAGACAUUGGUGGUAAAUGGAGUACCAUUAAGGGGAUACACAUGCGUUCCAGCAGCAACUCAAGAUUUGUGGAAACGUCUCUUCAGUGAAGGUUAUAAAGCAGAUGUUUCUAUCCAGACUGAUAACAGUGUUGUCAUUAAUGCACAUGCUAGCAUUCUUGGCAUGGCUUCUCCUGUGAUGAAGUGCAUGUUGAAGCACUCAAGAGGUCGUGGUCGACGGCGAUCAAUCUCCAUCCAGGGUGUCCCACAUCAGGCAGUCCAAGUCUUCAUUCGCUUUUUGUACUCUUCAUGCUAUGAAAAAGAAGAUAUGAAAAAAUAUGGUUUGCACUUGUUGGUGUUGUCACAUGUGUUUGUGGUUCCCCAGUUGAAGAGAGUGUGUGAGCAGAAACUAGAGCAGAAUUUGCUCACUGUGGAGAAUGUAGUUGACAUCUUCCAGCUUUCACUUCUCUGUGAUGCACCUCGACUCACCCUUUUUUGUCACCGUCUGAUCCUAAAGAGGUUCAAGAAUGUUUGUGCAACUGAAGGAUGGAGAGUGAUGAAGCAAAGCCACCCAAGGCUUGAGAAGGAACUGUUAGAGUCAGUGGUUGAAGCUGAUUCGAGGAAACAAGAAAGGGCAAAAAAGCUUGAAGAGAGGAAGAUGUACAUGCAAUUAUACGAGGCAAUGGAAGCACUUGUUCAUAUAUGCAAAGAUGGAUGUCGGACUAUUGGUCCCCAUGACAAGGUUUUGAAAGGAGACCAAGCGCCUUGUGGUUUUGCAGCAUGCAAGGGGCUAGAAUUGCUCAUCCGUCACUUUGCAGGUUGCAAGAUGCGGGUCCCUGGUGGUUGUAUCCAUUGCAAGAGAAUGUGGCAGAUCCUGGAACUACAUUCACGCCUCUGUGCUAAACCUGAUGUGUGUAGGGUUCCAUUGUGCAGGAAUUUUAAGGAGAGAUUGCAACUACAGAACAAGAAGGACAAUAUGAAGUGGGAAAAAUUGGCGGAAAAGAUCCUGAGUUCGAAGAGCAUUGGUGGAGGACCAUUUUUUUCAUUGGCAAAUACUGUCUGAGCUUGAGUUAGGAGGUUGGUUUCUCCUUGUACAAGCUCCUGUUGUAAAUUGGGUUCACAGCCUAGACUCUGUGAGAAUACAUUGGUCAAAAGACCAAUGAUGUCUCUUUGUAAUGGAAAGUAAUGAAGCCGCAGAGAAUCACUUCCAAAAUUUGGCCCCAACGCCCUAUGAAGUUUAAAACUUUUAAUGGCAGAUGACAAAAAGUGGGAUAAAAUAGCUGAUAAAUUACAACAACCCAGAAGGUGAUGGGGUAUCUCAGAAUUUGAUUAAGGCUAUAAGAGGAUU
Molecule: messenger RNA, 1588 nt
Organism: Telopea speciosissima
Lineage: Eukaryota; Viridiplantae; Streptophyta; Magnoliopsida; Proteales; Proteaceae
Product: BTB/POZ and TAZ domain-containing protein 4-like
Exons: 6
Coding region: 173-1303 (376 amino acids)
Molecular function (GO): protein binding
Source: RefSeq, a predicted model, not a curated record